AGGGAGGUCACAUCAGUAGCGCGUCUGACCGCAAGAUACAUGUUCAACCGCAGUAGUUAUGUGAUGCAAUGUGCGACCCAGAGACAACGGGAGCGCAAAUCAUCUGAAUAUACGGAUCUGACAAGUAAACGUUUUUAUAGACUGUUUAACCUGAAUGGGAAUAUAUUUCAUGUCUGCAAUGGACAAGGCACUGUCUCAUUCUUUGAAUACAAAAGAGUGAUGAGAACUUUUCCUUUACAACUUCUAUCACUCUUCAACACCUACUACCGGAUUAAUGAAGCAAUCUUAUUAACGGAGAUAAGGAGACAAAAUUAACUUACAAUGGAAAACGACUAAAUUAUCGACUGAGAAAGACAACAGUCGGCUACAACCAGAGAUAGUAUACGGACUGUGGUAGGCUACAUAGACAGCUCGCAAUGCUAGCAGCGGAUAUGCGUUGUUUACUGUGGUUUGUGGAUGUAACAGCCCGACCAAGGAGAAUAAGAAGCCUCUGGGUGGCCGUGAUUGGACCGGACACUGACUGGGGCUGACUGAUGACUGACUGUGUGUCCAGGAGGAAAUGUUUUGGGAGAGAGAUCAAUACGAGUUUGCUGUUGCGCGCAGGAGAAGAUGCCAGUCUUUACAUGCUGUCACUAAAUCUCUCUUUCCACAGUGAGGAGAGCCUUAUGCCCUGUUGGAUUUAUAGAUAGAUACUACGAUUACUUUUUCUCUCAUACAUAAUGAUUUGGUUGCAGCUUCAUGGCGUGUUUUAUGUGAUGCGUUGCCAACAUAGGUGCUAAACUGCUCAACUUUAUUUUUCUGCUGCGUUUGAACUCCAAAUGGACGUGGGAAAGGUCGGCUGACUUGAACACUUUAUUGUUGCAAAAUUUCUUAUAGUAAUGAUAUGUUAAUUUUCUAGCUGCAGGGUUUGAUGGACUGUUUAUUGACACUAAACAAGCAUAUUAUGCUUAAACAUAUUCCAAACGAUCGAAAUAUGUAUCCUCAAGAUAUGUUUAAUGCUUUGAAAAAAACCUUGAACUUAUUGUUUCCAAGGGGAAGUAUUUUUCAUGCAGCUUUAAAAAAAGGAUGAUAAUGAAGACAAUAAUGACAUUGAAAAUGCCUUUUACCAUGACUAUCAAAGUGAUUUUGUAUUCAGUGUUUUUACUGGCACUGUUGGCAGUGGGAACAGCAUUCUCUGGAGUUUUCAAUGGUUCAGAAAAAUAUAUUUUCACAGAUGACUUACUGCAGCUCAAGCUCACCCAGGGCAAGGCACCGGAGCAUCGGAAACUCCAGUCUACAAACUCUCAUCCUAACCUCUAUUUCAGCCAAGCAGAUGUACAGCUUCUGAGACAAAGAUCCACCACCACACACAGUCACAUUUUCAAAGUCAUCAGGGGCGCAGUCCUGACCAUGCUAUCAAAUGCACCCCUCUACAUGCCACCUAUGAAACACGAUGAGUUUACCAGCAAGUGGAAUGAGAUUUACGGGAACAACCUGCCGCCUCUUGCCCUCUAUUGCCUGCUAUCCCCAGAGGACUCGGGUGCCCUCCAGUUCCUUCUCAAGUUCAUGGAUAGGAUGGCUGAUUACCCAGACUGGAAGGUGACCAGCGCUCCGAAUGACGAGGUGCCCAUGGCUCACUCUCUCACAGGGUUUGCCACUGCCUAUGACUUCAUCUACUCACUCCUGGACGAGCAGCGACGGAAUGUUUACCUCAAGAAGAUUCGCUCAGAGACGGAGAAGCUGUACGAGCUUUCUAAGUACAGAGGGUGGGGAAAGCAGUACCUCCAAAACCACCAAACCACCAACAUAUUAGCCAUCAUGACGGGCGCUUUAGUGAUAGGCACACACGACGACCCAGAGUCGAUGAUUUGGAAACAGGUGUCGGUGAACUAUAUGGAGAAGACGAUGUUCCUGCUGAAUCACGUCGUGGACGGCUCCCUGGACGAGGGGGUUGCCUAUGGGAGCUACACAUCCAAGUCCAUCACGCAGUACGUGUUUCUGGCCCAGCGCCAUUUCAACAUGGAUAACAUGCAAAACAACUGGCUGCGCGGACACUUCUGGUUCUACUACGCCACUUUGCUGCCCGGCUUCCAGAGAACCGUAGGCAUCGCUGACUCCAACUACAAUUGGUUUUAUGGCCCUGAGAGCCAGCUCAUCUUCCUGGACACAUUUGUUUUGAAGAACGGGACCGGCAACUGGCUGGCCCAGCAGAUUAGGAAGCACCGGCCGAAGGAUGGCCCCAUGGGGCAGUCCUCGGCCCAGCGCUGGACUACCCUCUUCACUGAGUACAUCUGGUACAACGCCCACCUGGCCCCGCAGCCUCCUCAGGGCUUUGGCAAUGCAGGGAUGCACAUCUUCUCCAACUGGGGGGUGGUGACAUAUGGGGCGGGACUGCCUAAUGGCCAGGGGAACACUUUUGUCUCCUUUAAGUCAGGGAAGCUUGGUGGCCGAGCUGUGUAUGACAUAGUCCACGCCAAGCCGUACUCCUGGGUGGACGGAUGGAACAGCUUCAACCCCGGGCACGAGCACCCUGACCAGAACUCGUUCACCUUCGCUCCCAACGGGCAGGUGUUUGUGUCCGAGGCGUUGUACGGUCCUAAGUACAGCUACCUGAACAACGUGCUGGUUUUCAGCCCGUCCCCCACCAGCCAGUGUAAUUCUCCCUGGGAGGGGCAGCUGGGGGAGUGUGCAAAGUGGUUACGCUGGACCGACGCCGGGGUGGGGGACUCUGCGGGGGAGGUGAUUGCUGCCUCCUCGCACAGAGACACCAUGUUUGUGAGCGGGGAGGCGGCGCCUGCCUACUCCCCCGCCAUGAGGCUGAAGAGCGUGUACCGAGCUCUGGUGCUGCUCAACUCCCAGACUCUGCUGGUGCUGGACCACGUGGAGAAGUGGGAUGACUCACCCGUGACCUCGCUCAGCGCGUUCUUUCACAAUUUAGACAUUGACUUCAAGUAUGUGCCCUUUAAGUUCAUGGACAGGUAUAACGGAGCGCUGAUGGACGUCUGGGACGCCCAUUAUAAGAUGUUCUGGUUUGACACAGAGGGGAUCAGCCCUGUUACUAGAAUACAGGAGGCAGAACAGGCAGCCGAGUUUAAGAAAAGGUGGACUCAGUAUGUCAAUGUCACGUUCCCUAUCAGAGGACCUGUAGCCAGAGUAGCCUACAUAAUGCAUGGACCUCACGUCAAAGUGUCAAACUGCAGAUUUAUAGACAACAGCAAAAAUGGAGUAAGACUCUCUCUAAUCAUCAACAACACAGAGAAGAUUGUGUCUGUUGUGACAAACUAUAAGGAUAUAGGAGCCCGUUUAAGUUAUAUAGGCUUUGGGGGUCACGCCAAAGUGGAGGACAGACAUCAGAUGGUUCGCUUCGGCUUGGGAACGGAGCUUGUCCCCAAACAAAACCCGACUGACAAUCAGCUGUUUGAUUUUGGAUUCACAGUCAACGUGAUAGCGGGAGCGAUACUGUGUGUGGCGAUAUGUUUCCUCACGCUGCAGAGGAAGUUCUACGUGUGUUUCAGCAGGCUCAUGCGCUACGCCCUCCUGUCCGUGCUCACGUUAUGGAUCGCCGAGCUUCUCUUUGUGUCCAGCAGCUGUGACCAGCUCCUUUGCGGGGUCAAGUGGAAAAGCGCCAGUGCCAACCCAGAGGUCAACAAACAAAUCAGACUUUAUGACCAACAUCGUUUUCUCCUGCCCACCGUCGUCAUAACAACGCUGCCUGGCUCCGGCUCCGACAUCCUCAAGCACCUUUUCCACAACACCUCCGACUUCCUUUACCUACGCGUCCCCACGGAGCACGUGGACAUCCCCGAGACGGAGUUCGAGUUCGACUCCCUGGUGGACGCUUGCGAGUGGUCCAGGUCGGACGCGGUGCGCGGACGCUUCAAGAUCAUCCAGGGCUGGCUGCACUCUCUGGUCCACAACACCAAGCUCCACCUCCAGAACAUCCAGCUGGUGGAGAGCAGCCGGGUGAAGGCUCCCCCGAGGGCCGGGCCCUCCAGGGACCGCAGGAGGAGGGCCCGGAGGAGGGAGCCUGCCGCCGAGCUCAAAGGCAAGCUGAGGGCCAGUCUAGACCGGGACGCGGAGUACGUGAGGGAGAUGAGACGCCACGUCGCGGAGUACCCGAACGCCCGUGUGGUCCUCAACAUGCGGAGCGGCAGCUGGGCAUUGAAACUGCCCUUCAUCCAGGAGGUGGUGGGCCCGGCCAUGAGAACCAUCUAUCUCGUCCGGGACCCCAGGGCAUGGGUCUAUCUCAUGCUUUACAACAGCAAACCCAGCCUGUACUCCUUAAAGAACAUCCCCCAGCACCUGUCCCUGAUAUUCAAGGAGGACGCUUCCAGGGAAGGAUGCCCGACUUCAGCCCCGGAGUUUAAGAUGAUCCGGAGGCUUCUCUCCCACUCUGAAGCUAACGCCGUCCUGAUACUAGCCCACCUGUGGCUGGCCCACACCAGCGCAGCUCUGCGUGUGAGUGGGUCCUUGUCUCUGGAGUCCAACCUCCAGGUGAAGUUUGAGGACGUGGUCAACUUCCCCCAGGAGACGGCAGAGAGGAUCCACUCCUUCUUGGGGGUUCCUGUCUCGCCCUCGGCCCUCAAUCAGCUCAUGUUCACCACCUCCACAAACUUGUACAACCUGAUGUAUGAGGGGGACAUAUCACCAGCCAAUAUUGACAUAUGGAGGCAGAAUAUGCCCGGUAAGGACAUUAGACUGAUAGAAGAGACGUGUGGGAUUGUAAUGAAGCGGCUGGGCUACUCCAGGUUUGUCAGUUAACAAAACGAAACUCUGCCCGAUAAACUCACGCAGAUCAGCUGAAGGGAAGUUGAAGAAAACAUGUUUGUAUCUGCCAAUCUUUGAUCUUGGUGUGAUCUCUUGUUGUAUUUUGCACUGAUGACUGACAAUGUAAUGGUACAUGUAAUGUUUUAAUCACAAAAGUGAAAUGAUAUAAAGACAGAAGGAAAUCACACCUUUGUUCCCCUUUGGGUUCUAUGACAUUUUAUGUGAGGUGUUACACUCAAACUUUUGCAAGUGAGGAUGUUUUACAUUAAAAUGAGUUGAGGGGAUAUGAAAGGGGAAACGUAUAUGUAGUUAAACAUGCCUUUCCCCUGUCACCCACACUCAGUGCCCCCAGGACAUUCAAAACACUCUGAUUAAGAUCUUUGAAGUCUUAACAUCUAGCAGUUAUCUCUUAAAAGGUUACUACAGUGUCUAGGUUGAUUAUUUUUGUACAUCUGUUAGCAGAUAGCAGAAGUGGAGCUUCAUUGUUUGACUAUAAAUAUAUAUAUAUGGAUAAUGAUGUGGAUUGUAUUUUCAUAGACUGUAAACGUAUACCUGGCAUGUGGCAAACAUGUCAUCAAGGAGUUGUGUUUGAAGUUCAAAGAAGACAUGACAUGAUAGGUGGCUUAGCACUUUUGCAAGGAGUUUCCUCGAUUGUGUGUGAAAUUCUGUGCAUAAUUCUUUUUAAAGCCUCUCAUGUCAAGUUAACUCUAUGUAGCAAUUAGCUUGAAUGCAUAAUGUCGGAUGGAAUUUCCUAGACUAAAAGGAAUUCUCAAAGUCUUUAUGAUUCACGAAGGCACACAUUCCAAAGGGGAGCAGCGAAAUGAAUAUUAUUAUUGUAACCCCCUUUAGCAUGUAUUGAACUAGAUCAGAGGAAAGAGCUCAAUAGGGAUCAGGCUGUGCUAACUGUCAGCCUUGACACAUUUUCAGUCUGAGCCAUUGCAACACGUUCCCCACAGCUACCCACAUUAAUCUCCAAAACGUCAUAACCGAGGCUCAGCCUAUGUUUUUAUAGCUGUCUUAUCUUCAUCAUUGAGGCCUGGAAGAAAUGCAAAUGACAUAAGUUUCCAUUUCCUGUCGCUCUAAAUCAGAUACUCUAUGAUCUUUCAGGCCUUUGUCUUAAAACUAUUCUGCAGACACCAGACCGCACAAGGGAUGAAUAUUAAGUUUACUGAAAUGAAGUUCCAGUUUUUGACCAUGAUCAGUUUUCUUUGCCACAAAAUUUGAGCGAAAUGUUUGCCUUUAAGUGUACAUUUACUGAAUGCUUUCUUCAAACAUGAUUAUAUAUUUGCAUAAUUCUUUCGGUGGAUAUGGUAGAUGUUCAGAAACUGUCAUUAUAUUUGUGAACAAAAACAUGUAAUUCUUUGGCAUUUAUCAGUAGCUUUUUUCUCAGCCUGACUGGCCUGUUUUCAACUCAACACUGAGACCCUUGACUGCUUGGAAAACCUGUUUGAUGUUGUGGUCUUUGAAUGUGUGUAGACUUGGCAGAUAUGCUUUCACUUUGUUGUUGCAAUCCUGUUACCAACUCUGUUUCGUAUACUGUAUGCUUGUGGGAUAUGUUUCCUUGCUUCUGUGGCCUCGAAUUACAAAUAUUUCUUCACAUCUAUUUUCUGUGUGUUCCAAAGCAAAAUGCAGAGGCAUUGUAUAGAAAAAUAAUAAAUUCAUAAAUAUAUUAAAAACCAGUGAUCGUUCGGAUCCAUUACCUGA
This is a messenger RNA of Osmerus eperlanus (European smelt), 6450 nucleotides long. Its product is annotated as dermatan-sulfate epimerase-like protein. The transcript has a single exon. Lineage: Eukaryota; Metazoa; Chordata; Actinopteri; Osmeriformes; Osmeridae. Bases 1066 to 4740 code for a protein of 1224 amino acids. The record is from RefSeq and is a predicted model, not a curated record. Gene Ontology annotation, molecular function: chondroitin-glucuronate 5-epimerase activity.